Closterium sp. Yama58-4 is the source of this 2295-nucleotide messenger RNA. The record is from the annotation of a GenBank genome assembly. NCBI's taxonomy places the organism in Eukaryota, Viridiplantae, Streptophyta, Zygnematophyceae, Desmidiales, Closteriaceae.
AUGAGGAGGGCUGUGCGGAUAGAGAGCCUGGCAGCUGACGCACACGUGCAUGUGACAGGUGUGCAGUCGCUGAUGGGCAUGGAGGGCACGUGGCAGCUACUCGUGUCGCCAGCUGGCGGCCGAUUCGUGGAGUCGUUUGUCGGGCGGCACAUCUGGAGCGUGUCGGGCUUUGCCGGCCAAUCAGACACCAGCGAAUCUGAUACCGAAUCUAGUGUUGCAUCGAGUAUCUCAUCCGAUAUCAUAUCAGAUAGCUUAUCAGAUAGCUCGUCUGAUAGCAUAUCGGACGAUGACAAAUUCGAAGAUCCAGUUUGCCGCCCGGAGAUCCAAUCUACGGUGUGGGACGUGGACACGGCCGGGCGGGUAUCUUCGUUGGAUCUGGACGACCACGAGGUGUAUCUGCUCUCCGUGUGGCUGCGCUCGUCUCUUUGGCUGCUGCCACCUGUCGCCAGCUCAGCGCUUGACAUAAGAGCAGUGGGCGGCAAAGAGGAGAUGGGGGAAGGUGGAUCAGUUUUUGGCAUUCCAAAUGGCAUGCGGAUGGAGAUUGAUGCACACGUGGCAGCUGAUGAUAGGGAGAUCUUGGCGAUCAACCUGAUUGGUCGAGAGGUCAUCAUGUAUGUGGCGGUGCAUCGCUCUGAUUGGCUGCCACGAGUGGCAGUGGUAAAGGCUUAUGGGGCGCUAGAGACCUUCACCUUCACUCAAUGGGCGCCUGUAGCGCCCGACUGCCCAUUCCUGCUGCCCGCUACAGUGCACCGGUCAACGUCAGCAGGCGCGCAGCAAUCUUUUACAUCUGCCCGAACCUCCUUGCUGCCGCCCGGCCCUGCCCAUAUCCUACUACAUGAGAGGGAAGCUUCCGAUUCUGAAUCCAAGGAAGCUUCCGAAUCCAUGGAAGCUUCUGAGGAACCUUCGCCCUUCUCAUUUUCGUACGACAUGCCGGGGUAUCAAACCGUCCCGAGCCCGCUGAGCUGCUUCCCAGAAGCUUCCUUUGAUGAGAGCGCACCUGCAGAGGUGGAGCUGUUUCAGUCCAACAGCGGGCAUCUGCUGGUGCGACCACGGAUCAACGGCCAGGAUGUGGGUGCGCCUCACAGUGCCUCUCCCAACCCCCCUUCUCGUCUUCUCAUCUUCCCUCCCUGCAGCUACUUCAUUCUGGAUUCAGGUGCAAGCUGCUUCACCAUCGAGCCAGCAGUGGCGGAUGGGCUAGGCCUGUCCAGCUUUGGCUGUGUGCACACAGUGACAGUUCACGGGCCGGCAGAGUGCGCAUUCAGACGAGCGGACUCGGUGCAGCUGGGGCCUCUUUCUAUCAACAAUGCAUUAUUUGUGGAUGUGGGAGGAGCAGCGCUGGUGCAGGGAGUGAAGCCGGUGGUGGGGAUCUGCGGCUAUGACGUGUUCCGACAUGCCGUUGUGCACGUGCAGGUGAGAGGCAGGGGGGGGGCAGGUGAGGGGCAGGGGCAUGUGAGUGGCUAUGACGUGUUCCGACAUGCUGUUGUGCACUUGCAGGUGAGAGGCAGGUGGGGGGCAGGUGAGAGGCAGGUGAGAGGCAUGGCAAUGCGCGUGGCAGGAAGGGGACUCUCCGGCUGUACAAACCCCAAGAAACCAAUGAAGCAUCCGAAGCAGGCAGCACAACAACAGGCCCCAUUGUUCCUGCUCUCCCUCUCCCCCCCACCAUUUGCCACAUCCCCUCAGGCGCGCGGCAGGAAAGGAACCCUCCGGCUGUACAAACCCCAAGAAACACUCAGUGCAUCAGAAGCAGGCAGCAUUGCAGCAGCAGGCAACUCGUUAACAGGCGGCACAGAGAACAGCGCAGGGGAAGCGGACAAAGGCGAAAUAUCCCGGCCGCAAACCACUGCUGCUGCCCUGGUGGAUGGAUCAGCAAUAAGUGCGCCUGUGCCUCCUGGUGUUGCCAUGGCUCAAAGACGGAGCAGAGGAGGGGCGAGAGGGGGAAGAGGGGCAGGAGGCAGGGCAGGGGGAGGGGUGGCGGUGGUUUCUGCUGCUGUGGUUGGAGGUCACCCCUCUGUGCCUGAUCUCGGACAAAAUAUCUACUGGGAGCCUUUGCGCAUGCUGGGAAGCGUGCCGCACAUCGCCAUCUCCUUCCAAGAGCACUGGGACUCCCCGCCCCUCUCGGGCCUCUUUCUCCUCGACACCGGAGCAGCCGGGGUAGACAUAAUCUUCAACGCGCGGGCAGUGGAGCGCUGUCAACUUGGGAGGAGGGCCAAAGGGGGGGACAGCUGGCUGAAAGGCAUGGGGGGAGCAGGGGGAGGGGGAGGCGGACAGCAGAUGACGGUGAGUGAGCGUGUGUGA